Messenger RNA from Cylicostephanus goldi, 990 nucleotides. The record is from the annotation of a GenBank genome assembly. NCBI's taxonomy places the organism in Eukaryota, Metazoa, Nematoda, Chromadorea, Rhabditida, Strongylidae.
AUGGUAUAUCUGCUCUCACCGGCUCAACAGAAAAUGAUUUCGGAAGAGCGGAAAGCUCGAAUUGACGCGGAAAGAAGCCGUAAGAAUAUGGAGCGGGUUCGUCGUCAGCAAAUGAUGGCAGGGUCUUUUGAUGCGCAUCAUGGGCAGUCUGGUAAGAAAAACUAUACAAUUACGAAGAACGAUCAAGCCGCCCAGUUUGGAAAUCUCACUCAGGGUAAAAACGAGGAGCGUGCUAGUAAGGAGCAACAGGAAGAGGCGAAACGUGCGUUCUUAGCGGCUGUGUGCCGUCCGGUUGAUGUUUCUCAUCUUCUUCCGAACGAUUUGAAAGAGCGAAUCAAAGGUCUACAUGCUCGCAUCGUCAAAUUGGAAAGUGAAAAGUACGAUCUAGAGAAGCGUCUUGAGAGACAGCAGUACGAUAUAAGGGAGCUGCAUGAACGACAGCUACAGGUUGCUCGCAAUAAAGCCAUACAGAAGGGCCUUGACCCUGACGAAGCUGUCUCAUCUAAGCAUCCGCCAAAAAUCACCACUGCUUCAAAAUUCGACCGUCAGACGGACAGAAGAUCUUAUGGUGACCGUCGUCACAUGUUUGAGCAUCCGGUUAUUCAAAAACCUUUCACACUUGCUCGCGGAACAGCUCGUCCUCCAAGCGAAUGGGGUCGUAAGGAGAAUGAGGAACUUGAGGCACUUCGCAGAAAUCUUGAGCCACCAAAGUACGUGGAGCUAGCCCCCGUCGAAGGUGAUCUGGCAAAACCACCGGUCGCUCCAAGACCUUUGGUGCUUCCGGAACAAGAAUUUGUCGAAGAAGCAAUGCAACCUGCGGAUUCAAUGGAGCAAGCACAGGUAUGCUCGGAGACACAGCACCUCCUCACGUCUGUGCUUUUGGACAAUGUAUGUAUAUCACAGGAGUGUAUCGCAGAAGAAGUGCAACCGGACACAGCAACUUCCGCAAAGGAAGAAGUAGGCGCUUCAGCGGAGAAAGCUGCUGCUUAA